CUUUGCUCUCUCGCUCUCGCUCGUCUUCUCCUUCUCGCCCAUGAAGUUUCUUUGUUUUGUAUAUUUCUUUCACCUCUUUCAACCCCUCACUUUUUAGCUGCUCGAUUCCCUCGAUUCAGCGUGCAGGAAAAUCUCUUCGAGAGAAUUGCUUCUGACAAUCACUUGCCCCGUCUCCGCUCUUCGUUUCUCUUCCGCCUGUCUAGAUCUACUGGGUACUUUUUGCCAUAAGCAGGCUAUUUUCAGUGUGAUGGAGGGCCAGCAAACCUCGAGUCUUGCUUCUGUCAGGGUUGCUUUCGAAGGUUGCGGACAUGGUUGUCUCAACGACAUUUAUGCAUCAGUCGAGAAUGCUGCAACUCUGAAAGGGUGGGAUGGCGUCGACUUGGUCGUUAUUGGUGGAGAUUUUCAGGCUAUCCGCAAUGCCAAUGAUCUUACCUGCAUGUCCGUACCGCUAAAGUACAGGGAGAUGGGUGAUUUUCACGAAUACUACAGUGGAAAGCGCACCGCACCCUACCUGACUGUCUUCAUUGGAGGUAACCAUGAGGCUGGCAAUCAUCUUUUCGAGCUUUAUUACGGAGGGUGGGUUGCCCCUAAUAUCUACUACCUGGGUGCAGCGAACGUCCUGCGAUUCGGCCCUCUUCGCAUUGCUGGUAUGUCUGGUAUCUGGAAGGGCUACGACUACAGAAAGCCGCAUUUUGAGAGACUGCCAUACAACAGGGACGACAUAUCCAGCAUCUAUCACGUGAGAGAGAUAGAUGUUCGGAAGCUACUUCAGGUUCGUACCCAGGUUGACCUGGGCUUGUCUCAUGACUGGCCUAAGCAGGUCGAACUCUGCGGAGACUCAGAAUACCUCUUCAGAACUAAGAGAGGCUUCCGUGAAGACUCUGACAGUGGCAAAUUGGGCAAUCCUGCCGCCAAGUACGUUCUCGACCGACUACGUCCGGCUCAUUGGUUCUCCGCCCACUUGCAUGUGAAGUUCGCCGCCAUAGUUGCUCAUGGAGAGUAUGUUAUCCCUGGACAUCCCGGUGCUAAAAGAAAAGCGGAAGCUCCUCAACCCGAUCCUACUCCCGCAUCGGGUGCCCCACACCAAUUCGGUUUAGACGGCGCUAUCCUUGGAGUUCUUGCACUUCCCGAUGACGACCAAGAGACCGAGCGUACUCUCCCAGCUCGCUCUGCCACGGAACAGGAACCUUCGGACGAGCACGAGAGCGCGGGACCGGCAACCCAGCCCUCCGAUGUCGAUAAAGCGAAGGAAGUCCCAUCUAAGGAGGAAAAUCCCAGUGAUCCCAGUGAUACCCAAAGUAAGAUAUCAGCAUGGAAUAACUUCCACGCCGUAGCUGCUGAAGCGGAGGCGGCUGAAAAUUCUCGAUAUUUGGCAGAUCAAUCCCUUCAAUUCGAGAUCGACGAGGACGGAGCCCGACGUGUGAACACCGGCGACGGCGCGAACAAAAAGCUGAAAACCGAGCACAACUCCGAACCUGUGAAGAACGCCGACGAAAUCAACCUCGAUUUGGAUAGCGAAUCCGAUGCAGAAGCAGCCGCAGACAAAGUCCCCACGUCCGAGCCCGAACGAACCGAUGGACCCUCUUCAAACCAAGCAGCCUCCAGCGAUGACGCAAAGAGUACUAUGCCGACUGAAACAGCCAGUGGAACUGACAUUUCUGAAGAUCUUCGCAAUCAACUCCCUGCCAGCUUUGCCCGCCCUCAGCCUGAUCCUUUUCCAUUAAACGGGCCGCUGCCGGAAGCGAUCAUCAACAAGACCACUAAUUUCCUGGCACUGGACAAAUGUCUUCCUCAGCGCCAUUUUUUACAGCUUCUUGAGAUCGAGGCCAUCUCUGAACAAGAAGGGGUUAAAGCCGAACGUCCUUAUCGCUUGCAAUAUGACAAAGAAUGGCUAGCGAUUACCCGCGCCUUUGCUAACGACCUUCAGCUCGGUGACCCCGCUGCCAAACCCCCAGCUGACAAGGGAGACCAGGUUUACAAGCCGUUGAUUGAGGAGGAGGAGAGAUGGGUGGACGAGCAUGUCGUCAAGCCUGGGAAGUUAGAUGUCCCUGAGAACUUCACCCUGACCGCCCCUGUCUACGACCCGGCCGUUCCGCUCGAUACGGAGGAACAGCCCAUUGAGUACACCAACCCUCAGACCGCGCAAUUCUGCGAGCUGGUUGGAAUCGAGAACAAGUUCCAUAUGAGUGACGAGGAACGUCGAGCUCGUAUGGCCGCAGGCCCUCGACCCAGUGACUUCAGACCUCGCGAUCGAGGCCCACGUCGUGGUGGAUUUGGACGAGGACGCGGCGGUGGCGGCAGAGGUCGUGGUGGCCGUGGUGGCCGUGGUGGAGGCGGAGGAGGCCGUGGUCGUGGCCGCGGGUAUCAGCACUACUGAUGUAGUUGCUUUUCAUCCGUCCUGGUCUGGGUUGGACCAAGAACCAACUCGUUUUUAAGGCUUUAUCUUUUCUCUGUACUAAGGGUGGUCAAAAGGAACAGGCGUACUGAAGAGGGUGGGGGGCUCUGCCUGUUCUCGCUGGUCUUUUAAAGAUUUUUCCUGAGGCGAUGAUUUGAUUUGAUAGUUGAGCCGGAAGAACAGCUUCCAAUGAUUGCCUUUCCACUUUCU
This is a messenger RNA of Aspergillus saccharolyticus JOP 1030-1, 2605 nucleotides long. RefSeq names its product RNA lariat debranching enzyme. Lineage: Eukaryota; Fungi; Ascomycota; Eurotiomycetes; Eurotiales; Aspergillaceae. The coding region runs from base 248 to 2377 and encodes 709 amino acids. Gene Ontology annotation, molecular function: RNA lariat debranching enzyme activity. Gene Ontology annotation, biological process: mRNA splicing, via spliceosome. The transcript has 4 exons. Gene Ontology annotation, cellular component: nucleus. The record is from RefSeq and is a predicted model, not a curated record.